This is a messenger RNA of Archocentrus centrarchus (flier cichlid), 2813 nucleotides long. It is a transcript of the gene f9a, whose product is annotated as coagulation factor IXa. Gene Ontology annotation, biological process: blood coagulation; proteolysis. The transcript has 8 exons. The coding region runs from base 1 to 1602 and encodes 533 amino acids. Gene Ontology annotation, molecular function: calcium ion binding; serine-type endopeptidase activity. The record is from RefSeq and is a predicted model, not a curated record. Gene Ontology annotation, cellular component: extracellular region. NCBI's taxonomy places the organism in Eukaryota, Metazoa, Chordata, Actinopteri, Cichliformes, Cichlidae.
AUGUGCAAACACAGAUUGUACUUUGGAGUGAUGGCCCAGAGUGCGUCUGUCAGGAUGUCUGAGAAAUUUGGAAUGGCACUCAUUUCUGUGCCUCUGUUGUAUUUUCUGCUUUUGAAUAUUCCGCUGGGCUCUGGAGCACCUGCUCCACCUGCGGGUGCAGUGUUUCUCUCUGGCCAGUCAGCUGACAGCAUUUUGAGCAGACACAAACGUUAUAACACCGGUAUGUUUGAGGAGUUUUUACAGGGAAACCAGGAGAGAGAGUGUAUGGAGGAAGUAUGCAAUAUGGAAGAGGCUAGAGAGAUAUUUGAGGAUGAUGAAAGGACAAUGGAAUUUUGGGUUGGAUAUAUAGAUGGUAAUCAGUGUAAGUCAAGCCCGUGUCUGAACCAGGGGUCAUGCAAAGACCACCUCGACUACUACACCUGCACAUGUACAUCUGGCUUCACUGGGAGGAACUGUGAGAUCGUUGUAGCAAAAAGAUGUGACGUGAACAAUGGGCACUGUAUGCACUUCUGUGACUCACUGGGAAGCUUCGGAGCAAAAUGCUCCUGUGCGAUAGGAUACAGACUGAUGCGGGAUGGUGUCAGCUGCGAAGCAGAAGUUGAAUUCCCAUGUGGCAAAACUGCCCUGACUGGAGGAAGUGCAUAUAAAAGAUAUCUGUUCCACUAUGAAAAUGCAAGCACCACUUCACUGACCAACGUGACCACUACUGCAUACCCUCCCUCAACUCCAGACUCUGCCACAGUGUCUUUGUCGGCCAGAACUAACACUCGAAAGAAACUGCCCCUGUGGGUAUACAAUGACACAGAGGCCCCCACUCAGAAGCCACAUAGGCCAUUUAAACGUAUUGUUGGUGGUGAAGCGGUCACUCGAGGAGAGAUCCCAUGGCAGGCAGCCUUGGUAGCACGUCCCAGUGGUCAUUUAUUCUGCGGGGGAUCCAUUCUCAGCGUACGCUGGGUCAUCACUGCUGCCCAUUGCCUGAUAGAGGCACAAAGCUCCUUUUUCGUCAGAGUGGGGGAGCAUAACAUCUACAUCAAGGAAGGCACAGAGCAGGAUCAUGAUGUGGAGGAGAAAUACAUACACCCACGCUACAAUGCCACUCUAAGCUUAUACAAUCAUGACAUUGCCCUGCUCCAUCUCAAAAGCUCCAUCACCUUGUCCACGGCAGUGCGACCCAUCUGCAUAGGGCCCAUGACUUUCACUGAGGCCUUAGUGAAGGACUCCUCCCCGGCUACAGUCAGCGGCUGGGGCAGAACACGCUUCCUUGGAGCCACGGCUAACACGCUGCAAAAAAUCAAUGUUCCUUUCACAGAUCGCACAGCGUGUAAGCAGAGCAGCAAUCAAAAGAUCACUUCUGUCAUGUUUUGCGCAGGAUACUAUAAUGAGGCCAAAGAUGCCUGUCAGGGUGACAGUGGAGGCCCUCACACAAACAUUAUUCAUGACACAUGGUUCCUGACAGGUAUUGUAAGUUGGGGGGAAGAAUGUGCAAAACAAGGGAAAUUUGGUGUGUACACCCGGGUGUCUCUUUAUUACAGCUGGAUAAAUCAUGUUAUGGGGAUAACGAAACACAGGAUAGCGUCUGAUUACGAAAACCCUGACCCAUAAAGAAAAAAAAUGCAUUGAAUAUCACACACGGUUCAUGUUGAAAAACUGCUUUUCAACAGUAAGAAUUUGGCAUGAAUAUGAGUACAGCUUUUGUAGAUGAUGUUGUGAAGACAUAUGUUUAAAAAAGGUGAAAAAUAUUAGACUACAAAAAUUAGGGUGUCAAAGUUAACAGAAACAAGAUAUGCUGUAAAGAUGCAUGCAUAAAAGGAGGAUAUAUCGGUAUGUUUAAAUAGUGUUGAGAUUUGUGAUUUACUAUGCCCUUUCAUAUUGCUAUGUAAAUAUAAAUAAGAAAAUACCAGAUUUAGGUCAUAGAUACAAUGCACUGCCUGCACAAUUACAUCAGAACAUGACUUGUACGUUAUGUUAAUGUAGUUGAUAAGAAAAACAUUAAAAAGAAAGAACAUUUGCAAAGCAAAACAUGUAAUUAAAUUUGACCAAAAGCUCAACAAAAACAGAAAAUUCUGCACUUUUAUUAUUUAAGCCAGCUCCUACUGAAACGAGAGAGAAAUAAUAGAUUAAAUCAGGGUGUAUGACAAAGACUAGGCUUAAUUAUUCCACCAUAUAGCCAUGUCAAUAUCAUCAUAUUUUAUCACUUUAAAAAAACAUAUUAUUGCAGUAAAUACCUUUGCAUUUGGCUAUCUUUACAGAAGCAAAGCUGUACAAAAGAUGCCAGUGUAGAGCAGUGACUAAUAAUACAAACCAGCUCAUUUUUUGGUUGCCAUGCAUUUUUAUCAAAAGAAAUGUGUAGCAACAAGCAUAGGGUAUAUGGCUCAUCAAAAGACGUAAUAUCUCAAGCAUUAUUUUUACUUUCCAAGCUGGAAAUCUGUGCAAAUUCUGCAGCAUUUUGGAUUGAAAUGACAAAAAAAAAAGAAAUUAUUUUCUUGUAUAAGCUAACAGAGGAAAUAAAGGGUCUGUUGUACUAGAAUCAAGCAUAGCUCCUGUAAAAAUAUGGAGAUGUAGUUUUAUUUGGGACUUGACAGUAAAAUAAAUAAAUUAACAACAUAGGAAAUGUUGCGCAGUGGCCCAUGCUGCUUUCUAGAUUCAUUUCCAUAUCAAAUGCAGUGUAUCAAAGCCAGCCCUCCGACUGGGGGCUCGAUUUGAUGUGGUAAAUUCAUAUAAGUCUGCAAUCAAUAUUUAAUUAAGUGUUCAAUACAGAGGGUAUAUUUCAUGUUGGCUGUAUGAUCUCUUUUAAUGGGGAAACCAAGAUUAAC